UUUUUUUUUCUUUUCCUUUUUUUUUUGUUUGGGUUUGAAUUCUCAGAGUAGUGUAGUGAGGAAUUCAGAUAUGGCAAUUGGGCAGUGCAGAGAUGUGGAGAAUGGGGAAACCAAUAGUCUUGAGGAUUUGGAACAGCCCUUUAUCAAACAAGAGAAGAUCAUUGUUGUUGAUUAUGAAGAUGGUAAUAAUGGUUCAAUUGGGAUGGUUUUGAUUAGCACAUUUGUUGCUGUUUGUGGCUCUUUUGAGUUCGGAUCAUGUGUGGGUUAUUCAGCACCCACUCAAUCAGCUAUCAGCCAAGAUCUCAACCUCUCUCUAGCCCAGUUCUCCAUGUUUGGCUCUAUACUGACAAUUGGUGCAAUGCUGGGUGCUAUAACAAGUGGUCGGAUAGCGGAUUUUCUUGGUCGAAAAGGGGCAAUGAGAAUGUCAGCUACUUUCUGUAUUACAGGAUGGCUAGCCAUCUAUUUCUCCAAGGGAGCUCUGUCACUUGACAUAGGAAGGUUUUUAACUGGAUGUGGAAUUGGAGUUUUCUCCUAUGUGGUCCCAGUAUUUAUAGCCGAAAUAGCGCCCAAAAAUCUCCGUGGAGGGCUUGCAACACUGAAUCAGCUCUUCAUUAUCCUUGGAGGAUCGUUUACAUUCAUAGUAGGAACAAUCAUUUCCUGGAGAACAUUAGCUCUGAUUGCGAUUUUGCCUUGCAUUAUCCUGGUUUUGGGUCAAUGGUUUAUUCCAGAGUCACCUAGAUGGUUGGCAAAGGCCGGACGAGAGGAAGAAUUUGAAGUUGCACUACAGAUGCUCCAUGGAAAAAAUGCUGAUGUAUCUGAUGAAAAGGCAGAAAUUCAAGAAUAUAUACUUACUCUACAAAGUCUUCCAAAAGCCAAUAUCGUGGAUUUGUUUCAAAAAAGAUGUAUUCGCUCUGUCAUUAUUGGGGUUGGACUAAUGGUGUUGCAACAAUUUGCUGGUAUUAAUGGAGUACAAUUUUAUGCAAGUGAAACCUUUGAAGCAGCUGGAUUUGCAGGCAGUAUUGGAACCACAGCUUAUGCGUGUCUUCAGAUCCCAAUCACUCUAUUAGGAGCAUUUCUAAUGCAUAAGUCAGGAAGGAGAGUUCUCGUAAUGGUUUCAGCAGCUGGGAUGUUCAUAGGCUCUGUUGUGGUUGGACUUUCUUUUUUCUUUGAAGAUGGUUUGCUGCUGGAUUGGGUACCGAUACUUGCUGUGACUGGUGUGCUGGUUUACGUUGCAUUUUUUUCGAUUGGUAUGGGAGGGCCUUGGGUGAUAAUGUCUGAGAUUUUCCCACUUGAUGUGAAGGGAGUGGGUGGAAGCUUGGUGGUGCUUGUGAACUGGUCUGGUGCCUGGGUGGUUUCCCAUACUUACAACUUUCUUAUGAACUGGAGUUCCUCAGGAACUUACUAUCUGUAUGGUGCAGUCUGUAUUUUGACAAUCCUAUUUGUGGCCAAGUUAAUCCCAGAGACCAAAGGAAAAACUUUAGAAGAAAUAAGAGGAGAAAAUAUAUGA
Molecule: messenger RNA, 1507 nt
Organism: Argentina anserina (silverweed cinquefoil)
Lineage: Eukaryota; Viridiplantae; Streptophyta; Magnoliopsida; Rosales; Rosaceae
Product: sugar transporter ERD6-like 16
Biological process (GO): carbohydrate transport; transmembrane transport
Cellular component (GO): membrane
Molecular function (GO): sugar transmembrane transporter activity
Source: RefSeq, a predicted model, not a curated record